ACAUUAUAGUCGUUAACAAAGGGUUUGUUUCCACGCUUUACGUCAUCUAUGAAUGCAUUGAAACACAAGUUUUCGUUCAUAUGUUUUGAAUGCAAUUGAAUUAAAAUUGAAUUUUGCGUUAAUUUAACCAUUAAUUGAUUGUUUGGUUUAGAAGUGAAGACAAGUUAUCGCUGAUAGAAAUGCCACCGAAGAAGACGUCGGCGCCUCAGCCCAGCAAAAAGACUGAGACCAAGAAGAAGGAUAAGAUCAUUGAGGACAAGACGUUUGGUUUGAAGAAUAAAAAGGGAACAAAACAACAGAAAUUCAUACAACAGGUUCAGCAUCAGGUCAAACAACAGGGCGUCAAACGGGUA
Molecule: messenger RNA, 353 nt
Organism: Medioppia subpectinata
Lineage: Eukaryota; Metazoa; Arthropoda; Arachnida; Sarcoptiformes; Oppiidae
Source: the annotation of a GenBank genome assembly